This is a messenger RNA of Laetiporus sulphureus 93-53, 651 nucleotides long. Its product is annotated as UPF0041-domain-containing protein. Gene Ontology annotation, molecular function: pyruvate transmembrane transporter activity. Gene Ontology annotation, cellular component: mitochondrial inner membrane. NCBI's taxonomy places the organism in Eukaryota, Fungi, Basidiomycota, Agaricomycetes, Polyporales, Laetiporaceae. The transcript has 6 exons. The record is from RefSeq and is a predicted model, not a curated record. The coding region runs from base 19 to 423 and encodes 134 amino acids. Gene Ontology annotation, biological process: pyruvate import into mitochondria.
CCCCGCCAGCACACCACAAUGUCGGGAGCAGCAACAGCGGCAGGCACGUCCAGGUUCCAGGCGUUCAUGAACCACCCCGCAGGCCCGAAGACGGUCUUCUUCUGGGCCCCGCUCAUGAAAUGGUGCUUGGUUGCGGCGGGCCUCAAGGAUCUCUCGCGGCCCGCUGAAAAGCUGAGUGUUCCGCAGAAUCUCGCUCUCACUGCAACCGGCUUCAUCUGGGUGCGCUACUCGCUUGUCAUCAAGCCGAUCAAUUACAGCCUUGCUGCUGUCAACUUCUUCGUUGGUACGACUGGUGUCGGCCAGCUCGCACGAAUCUGGUACUACAACAACACACACAAAGACCCAGUCCUAGACAUAUUUGGACCAGCAACUCCGGCUGAGUUCACAACGCAAAAGCCUGGGCCCAUCACUGAUGUUGCAUAGGCUGCCGAAAUACCGCGCUGUUUGUAUGGCAUGGUUGAAAUCUAGCGUGCAUCUUUCUGUAUCGCUCAGCAUGCUCUGCGCCAAAUCACUUCCGAGGUGUGCACAGGACCGAAACGCGAUUCAAAGUGAAAUAUAAAACCGACUAUAUACCGUCCAGGGUACAUGUCAAAAAUUACUUCGAGACUCGAGCGCAGCAACGUUGUACAUAAACAUGGCUAAGAAACGCAU